AGUGACCGUUGUGGGACUUCGGUUGGGGUCAUAAACAUGGCGUGGAGAGGAUGUUUUGUAAAAUGGACCAAAACAGAAUGUAUCAAUUCUGUCUCCCCAGUUUCAAGAGGUAGCAGGUUCACCCUCCACCCCCAGCAGAGGUGUGGUUUCCGUAAGGAAGCGAGGAAACCGGAGACAUGGAGGAGGGACCGGGGCUCCCCGGGAGAAACAGGCCCUCCGCCCUCUGAGGCUGGCGACGCGGUGGUGGCUCGGAAAGCGGUGACCCCUAAAACAGGACCCCCACCCCCUGGCGCGGCCCCCAGGCGUACAGGGAAGCUGUUCAAACCCCUUAUGUUCACAAUAGGGUUUACAGGGUGCUCCUUUAGUGCGGCGGCCAUCUUGCAAUACGAGUCUUUGAAGUCACGAGUGCAGACGGCCAGGGACGAGGCUGAGGUGGAGAAAAACGGAAAGGCAUCACAAGACAUGACAUACUGGCACAACUGGUGGAACCAGCUAACAGACUUCCAGAAACAGGUCAUCCUGCUCAUGUCGUUUGUGGAUGAUUUCUGGAACAGCCUGACCGAGGGUCAGCAGAUGGCCACUGGGAUCAUAGCGGUCAAUGCUGUGGUGCUCUGCUGUUGGCGAAUACCCUCUAUGCAACGAUCCAUGCUCAAGUACUUUACUGCCAACCCAGCCUCCAAGACGCGGUGCCUUCCCAUGCUCCUCUCCACCUUCAGCCAUUACUCUAUAAUCCACAUGGCAGCCAACAUGUACGUCCUGUGGACCUUCUCCUCCAGCAUCGUCUCUCUCCUGGGGAAGGAGCAGUUCCUCGCUGUCUACCUCUCUGCUGAGACUGCUGCUGACCCUCAUCUCUCUACAUUGUCAGGCGUGAUCUCCACUAUGGUGAGCUACGUGUGUAAGACCGCCACGGGACGCCUGCAUCCCUCGCUUGGGGCGUCAGGGGCCAUCAUGACGGUCCUGGCGGCGGUCUGCACCAAAAUGCCAGAGGCCAAACUGGGCAUCAUCCUCCUGCCCAUGGUCAGCUUCACUGCAGGCAACGCCUUGAAAGCUAUCGUUGCCAUGGAUGCAGCGGGGCUCAUUAUGGGAUGGAGGCUGUUUGAUCAUGCGGCUCACCUUGGAGGAGCCCUCUUCGGAGUGUGGUAUGUAGCAUACGGCCACAAGCUCAUGUGGAGGAAACGAGAGCCACUGGUCAAGGCAUGGCACAGCAUGAGAUCUCAGGCCCCUGGUGGACGGGGCAGGCCAGGGGGUUCGGGCAGCGACGGGGGCAGACCUGGUCCUGUGUAGGACCCCAACAUGGCACCCUGUGAAGUUGGCCCAUAACCACUGAUCACGGGUCAGAUAUUCUUCAUCCCCCGAUUGGUUAGGAUUGGCUAUAGGGGUAUCUGAUACUAUAUCUAUGGUUAGGGGGAAUCUUCUACCUCAAGAAGCCUUUUUUUGGUACUUUUGCCUGGUGACCGCUGUGGAGGGUGGGACCCAGCACUCCAAACCUCUGUUCUUCUAAUUGGCACGUUCCUCUGCCCAGGCGUUGCUGACGCAUGCCAGAUCUUACAACGUCUGGAUAGGUAUUUUAAGUAUCAGCCAACCACAUCAUGUUAUAGAGCCCGACGGCACAGUCAAUGACGUGGCACGCAACUAAUGGUUGACGCAUGCAACGUCUGUGCAGGGGAACGCAACCAAUCUCAUCAGGGACAGCAGACAUAUGUGACUAAGACAGCAGCCAUUUUGAAAAACGAGACGUUCGGAAUGUGCACAUAUAUUAAGAGACUGUAUAAAUGCACCUUGUGUUCAUGUUGUGUGAGUGAGUCAGGGUUUGUGUGUGAGUGAGAUUGUUCAUGUUGUGUGAGUGUGCUACCUAUGCAGACAUGAUGUCUUGUUUUAGCAGGAUUUCAAGACAGUACUCUAUUGUAACUAAGUCCUAAGGGAUGAUGAAUUUGGUUUGAUAACAGUGACUGUACUCUAGUACAGAUGAUGAUGAUGUUGGCUUUAUCAUUAUGGGGUAGUUUCUAUGAGAAUGAAGAUGUGAGAUGUUACCAUAGAGAUAUUGUAUUACAUAAUUUAUUCAUAUUCUAUGUCUAUGGAUGAUACAGAGACUGCUUCCUGUUCUCUAAUCCUCACUUCCUGUUUGUAAGGAAGUGGUUAACGGAGAAUGACCAUCCUGGACUAAAACAACAAACUUCCUCAUUGACCAUAAGAACUUCAGCUUCCUAGUAGUUUGUAGGUGGGCCGGCGCUGCCAGAGGUUUCUGAAAGGUUGAGGUGCUUAUCUGGGUAAAACAUGUGUAAAUCCUGAGCCUUACAAAAAAGGUAGGUAACAACACCUCCAAAAAUGUCCUCAACACUGCGGUACUCAUUUCAUUAAAAAGGUCACCUUAAUCUUCA
Messenger RNA from Coregonus clupeaformis (lake whitefish), 2378 nucleotides. Its product is annotated as presenilins-associated rhomboid-like protein, mitochondrial. The transcript has 10 exons. Gene Ontology annotation, molecular function: serine-type endopeptidase activity. Lineage: Eukaryota; Metazoa; Chordata; Actinopteri; Salmoniformes; Salmonidae. The coding region runs from base 37 to 1284 and encodes 415 amino acids. Gene Ontology annotation, cellular component: membrane. The record is from RefSeq and is a predicted model, not a curated record.